Molecule: messenger RNA, 3242 nt
Organism: Meriones unguiculatus (Mongolian gerbil)
Lineage: Eukaryota; Metazoa; Chordata; Mammalia; Rodentia; Muridae
Gene: Strip2
Product: striatin interacting protein 2
Exons: 21
Coding region: 59-2548 (829 amino acids)
Biological process (GO): cytoskeleton organization
Cellular component (GO): cytosol
Source: RefSeq, a predicted model, not a curated record
CGGCGGGGUCGCCCGGGGCAGAGACCGCGGAGCCGUUCGAGCGGCUCGCCCGCCCAGCAUGGACGACCCCGCGGCGCCCGCCAGCGACGGCGGCAACGGCGGCAGAGGGAAGGCGGCUGCGCCCAAGGGCCGGGAGGCGUUCCGCAGCCAGCGGCGGGAGUCGGAGGGCUCUGUGGACUGCCCUACCCUGGAGUUUGAAUAUGGAGAUGCAGACAGCCAUGCAGCAGAGUUGUCAGAACUGUACAGCUACACAGAGAACCUGGAGUUCACCACAAACAAGAAGUGCUUUGAAGAAGAUUUCAAGACUCAAGUGCAAGACACCAAGGAAUGGCUGGAGUUGGAGGAAGAUGCCCAAAAGACCUAUGUGAUGGGACUUCUGGACCGCCUGGAGGUGGUCAGUAGGGAGCGCCGGCUGAAGGUGGCCCGGGCCGUCCUCUACCUGGCCCAAGGCACCUUUGGGGAGUGUGAUUCCGAGGUGGACGUGCUGCACUGGUCCAGAUACAACUGCUUCCUGCUCUAUCAGAUGGGGACCUUCUCAGCCUUCCUGGAGCUGCUUCACAUGGAGAUCGACAGCGACAGCCAGGCCUCUCGUGGCGUGCCUCGGAAACCAGCCGUCUCCAUCGCUGACAGCGCUGAGCUCAGGGUGCUGCUGAGUGUCAUGUACCUGAUGGUGGAAAAUAUCCGCCUGGAGCGAGAGAUAGACCCCCGUGGGUGGAGGACAGCCCGAGAGACCUUCCGAACUGAGCUGAGCUUCUCCACGCAUAAUGAAGAGCCUUUUGCCCUCCUGCUGUUUUCCAUGGUUACCAAAUUCUGCAGUGGCGUGGCCCCUCACUUCCCAAUAAAGAAGGUUCUGCUUCUGCUCUGGAAGGUCGUCAUGUUUACCCUGGGUGGGUUUGAGCACCUGCAGGCUCUCAAGAUACAGAAGCGUGCGGAGCUGGGCCUGCCUCCUCUAGCUGAGGACAGCAUCCAGGUCGUGAAGAGCAUGCGCGCCGCCUCCCCGCCUUCCUCCACUCUUGAUCUGGGAGAGUCUCAGCUGGCCCCGCCACCCUCCAAGCUGCGGGGCCGCCGGGGUUCUCGAAGGCAACUCCUCACCAAGCAAGACAGCCUGGACAUCUACAAUGAAAGGGAUCUCUUCAAGACUGAGGAGCCGGCCACGGAGGAGGAGGAAGAGUCUGCAGCUGACGGAGAACGAGCCUUGGAUGGAGAGUUAGACCUGCUAGAGCAGGACCCUCUGGUGCCGGCUCCCCCCUCACAGACACCUCUCUCUGCCGACCGGGUGGCCUUUCCCAAGGGCCUUCCCUGGGCCCCCAAGGUCAGACAGAAGGACAUUGAACACUUCUUGGAGAUAAGCAGAAACAAGUUCAUUGGAUUCACUCUUGGGCAAGACACCGACACCUUGGUUGGAUUACCUCGACCCAUCCAUGAGAGUGUGAAGACUCUAAAGCAGCACAAGUAUAUCUCCAUCGCAGACAUACAGAUCAAGACUGAAGAGGAGCUGGGGAGAUGUCCCCUGUCCCUGGGAGAAGAGGUGGUGCCUGAAACCCCGAGUGAAGUCCUCUACCAGGGCCUGCUCUACAGCCUCCCCCAGCACAUGAUUGCUCUGCUUAAGAUUCUGCUGGCUGCAGCCCCCACCUCCAAGGCUAAGACAGACUCUAUCAAUGUCCUGGCAGAUGUCCUGCCCGAGGAGAUGCCCGUAACUGUUCUCCAGAGCAUGAAGCUCGGCAUUGACGUGAACAGACACAAGGAGAUCAUUGUAAAGAGCAUCUCUGCCCUGCUCCUUCUGCUCCUCAAACACUUCAAACUCAACCAUAUCUACCAGUUUGAACAUGUGUCACAGCACUUGGUGUUUGCCAACUGCAUCCCCUUGAUCCUCAAGUUCUUCAAUCAAAACAUCCUGUCCUAUAUCACUGCCAAGAACAGCAUCUCGGUGCUGGAUUACCCAUGCUGUACCAUCCAGGAUGUUCCAGAGCUUACUACCGAGGGUCUGGAAGCUGGCGACAGCAGCCAGUUCUGCUGGAGGAACCUCUUUUCCUGCAUCAACCUCCUGAGGCUGCUCAACAAACUGACCAAGUGGAAGCAUUCCAGGACCAUGAUGCUGGUGGUGUUUAAAUCGGCUCCGAUCUUGAAGCGGGCCCUCAAAGUCAAGCAGGCCAUGCUGCAGCUCUACGUCCUGAAGCUGCUGAAGAUCCAGACCAAGUACCUCGGGCGCCAGUGGAGGAAAAGCAACAUGAAGACCAUGUCCGCCAUUUACCAGAAGGUGCGCCACCGCAUGAACGACGACUGGGCCUACGGGAACGACAUCGACGCCAGACCGUGGGACUUCCAAGCGGAAGAAUGCACCCUCAGGGCCAGCAUCGAGGCUUUUAAUAGCCGCCGGUACGAUAAGCCCCAGGACUCAGAAUUCUCACCCGUGGACAACUGCUUGCAGAGCGUGCUGGGGCAGAGGCUGGACCUGCCUGAAGAUUUCUACUGCUCCUAUGAGCUCUGGCUGGAGAGAGAGGUGUUUUCACAGCCCAUCUGCUGGGAGGAGCUGCUGCAGAGCCACUGAGCUCUCCUCAGCAGGGCGGCUGAGAGAGGGAGGUUGGCUCGAGAGCGUGCACCCAGCCUGUUCUGCGCGCUCGCUCUUCGUGUGAGCUCCAGGGCUGUUCCAGCCCAGCAUUUGCGAGACACCCUCUGCUUCAGCUCUGUCCUGGAGGUCGUGGGGCCUGCAGGUGGUCACAAGACUGCACUCCUGAGUCAGAGCAGCUUGCCAUGGCUCAGCUGCAUGCCCAAUUAGCCUCAAGUCUCCCAGUGGGGCAGUCCUGGGCAGACUUUGAUGAAGCCUGUUUCCAUCUUGCCUAGAAUGGGCUAGCCUGUUGUCCCCUGGUCAGCCUUUGUUAGCCACAGUAGGGAAAGGAAAUUGGUUAUGGCAUUUCACCCAUGACAUUCCUCUCAGCCAGUGGGUAAGACUGACCAUAAGAUGGUGUUUUCUUCUUGAUCACUCUAAUGUCUUGGACUUAUCACUUAGCAAAACCAACUUUAGCUGUAUUUCACAGUUAAAAUGCUGACACUCAACUCUUUCUAAGUAAUCAUUGGCUCUAAGAUGACUUCAGAGCACUGCAUCUUCAGAAAGGAUGACUGUUUCCAAAACACUGCAUGUUACAGAUCGUGCAGGGCUUUUCCUUAAGAGAAUCUGUGCUCAAUGUAAAAAGUUCCCCGUGUGUUCUGUAUGUGCUUUGAAUGCUUUGCCGAUUGGAAAGAAC